This is a messenger RNA of Molossus molossus (Pallas's mastiff bat), 4529 nucleotides long. RefSeq names its product ERCC excision repair 6, chromatin remodeling factor (gene ERCC6). Gene Ontology annotation, biological process: transcription-coupled nucleotide-excision repair. Gene Ontology annotation, cellular component: nucleus. Bases 78 to 4514 code for a protein of 1478 amino acids. Gene Ontology annotation, molecular function: ATP-dependent chromatin remodeler activity; ATP binding. The record is from RefSeq and is a predicted model, not a curated record. The transcript has 21 exons. Lineage: Eukaryota; Metazoa; Chordata; Mammalia; Chiroptera; Molossidae.
GUCUUCUGCUGCUGGCUGUGGCGGCCGGGUCUGCGUUUGCCUCCCGCGGCCUCGUGGCCUGGGAAAGUCUGUAGAGGAUGCAAAAUGAGAAAAUCCCCAACUCAAGUCAAACGCCAGAGCAAGACUGUUUACAGAGUUGGUGUGUCCGUGAUAAUGAAGAAAUGACAAUCAAGCAAGAGAGCGAUGGUGUUGCAGAGAUGGAAGAAAGCCUCCCCUCUUGUUCCUCUGCAAGUGGCCCAUCCACUUCCACCAAGGAGUGUCCGUGGGAGGUUCCCAGGAGAAGGCCUCCCCUGCUGCACAUCAACAGACAUCAGAUCCAGGCAGUGGAGCUGAGUGCGCAGGCCCUUGAACUGCAGGGGUUGGGUGUGGACGUCUAUGACCAGGAUGUGCUGGAGCAGGGUGUGCUGCAGCAGGUGGACAGUGCCAUCCAUGAGGCCAGCCAUGCUGCCGAGCUCGCUGAUGCAGAGAAGGAGUAUCAGUCCGUCUUGGAUGACCUCACGUCAUGUACGACAUCCCUAAGGCAAAUUAAUAAAAUUAUUGAACAGCUGAGCCCUCAAGCUGCCACCAGCAGAGACAUCAACAGGAAACUAGAUUCUGUAAAACGGCAGAAGUAUAAUAAGGAACAACAGCUAAAGAAGAUCACAGCAAAACAGAAACGUCUCCAGGCCCUCCUUGGAGGGGUGGCGGUAAAAGCUGAAAUAGAUCAUGCCAGUCUGGAGGAGGAGGACGCAGAAGCGGGGCCGUCCUGCCUGGGCAGCAUGCUCAUGCCUGUUCAGGAGACUGCUUGGGAGGAGCUCAUCCGCACCGGCCAGAUGACACCUUUUGGUAGCCACAUCCCUCAGAAACAGGAGAAAAAGCCGAGGAAACUAAUGCUCAAUGAAGCAUCUGGCUUUGAAAAGUACUUGGCAGAUCAAGCAAAACUGUCUUUUGAAAGGAAGAAGCAAGCUUGUAAUAAAAGGGCAGCCAGGAAAACUGCAGCCUCGGUCACUUCUGAGCUGAGCCCAGCACUCGGUGAAAACAGACCAGACAAGAGGGGCAAAAUUCUCUCGAAAACAGACAAGCGCUUGAAAAAGCACAUCAAGAAACUCCAGAGGAGGGCUCUUCGGUUCCGGGGGACCGUGGGGUUGCUGAAGGGAGAGAAACGCCUGGAACCUGACGUGAGGCUGACGGCAGAGGGAGACUCCGAGGGUGAAGGGUCCGAGUACUUACCCACGGAGGAGGAGGAGCAGGGGGCGGCGGCGGGCGGGGCCCUGUCCGCAGAAGACACGGACUCCGAACUUGGGCCUGUCCUCACGCGCCGGAAGUGGCAGAAGAAAGUCACAGUGCAGGAGAUCGAUGAUGACUUUUUUCCAAGUUCUGGGGAAGAAGCUGAAGCUUCUGCAGGAGGAGGAGGCCGGAAAGUAGUGAGAUGCCGAGACGAUGGAGACGAAGACUAUUACAAACAGCGGCUGAGGAGGUGGAAUAAACAGAGACUGCAGGACAAGGAGAAGCAUCUGAAGCUUGAAGAUGAAUCUGAGGAAAGUGAUGCCGAGUUUGACGAAGGUUUUAAAGUGCCGGGUUUUCUGUUCAAAAAGCUUUUUAAGUACCAGCAGACAGGUGUUAGGUGGCUGUGGGAAUUGCACUGCCAGCAGGCAGGAGGAAUUCUGGGAGAUGAAAUGGGAUUGGGCAAGACCAUCCAGAUAAUUGCCUUCUUGGCAGGUCUGAGCUACAGCAAGAUCAGAACUCGUGGUUCAAAUUACAGGUUUGAGGGGUUGGGUCCGACCAUCAUUGUCUGCCCAACGACAGUGAUGCAUCAGUGGGUGAAGGAAUUUCACACGUGGUGGCCUCCAUUCAGAGUGGCGAUUCUACACGAAACUGGCUCCUGUGCCCACAGAAAGGAGAAACUAAUUCGAGAUAUUGCUCAUUGUCAUGGAAUUUUGAUCACUUCUUACUCCUACAUUCGACUGAUGCAAGAUGAUAUCAGCAGGCAUGACUGGCACUAUGUGAUCUUGGAUGAAGGUCACAAAAUCCGAAAUCCAAAUGCUGCCAUCACCCUUGCUUGCAAGCAGUUCCGCACCCCUCACCGUGUCAUCUUGUCUGGCUCGCCGAUGCAAAAUAACCUCCGAGAGCUGUGGUCGCUCUUCGACUUUGUCUUCCCCGGGAAGCUGGGCACGUUACCUGUGUUCAUGGAGCAGUUCUCGGUCCCCAUCACCAUGGGGGGGUAUUCCAACGCCUCCCCAGUGCAGGUUAAAACUGCUUAUAAGUGUGCGUGUGUCUUACGAGAUACCAUAAAUCCAUACCUUCUUCGGAGAAUGAAGUCAGAUGUCAAAAUGAGCCUUUCUUUACCGGAUAAAAACGAACAGGUCUUAUUUUGCCGUCUUACAGAUGAGCAACAUAAAGUCUACCAAACUUUCAUUGAUUCCAAAGAAGUUUACAGAAUUCUCAAUGGAGAGCUGCAGAUUUUCUCUGGACUCACAACCCUAAGAAAAAUCUGCAACCACCCUGAUCUCUUUUCUGGAGGCCCCAGGACCCCCACAGGCAGCUCUGACCACGGAGCGGAGGAAGGCCAGUUUGGAUUCUGGAGGCGAUCCGGGAAGAUGAUCGUGGUGGAGGCCCUGCUGAGGCUCUGGCAGCGGCAGGGCCAGCGGGUGCUGCUGUUCUCCCAGUCGAGGCAGAUGUUGGACAUACUCGAAGUGUUCCUCAGAGCCCAGAAGUAUACCUAUCUCAAAAUGGACGGUACCACCACAAUAGCUUCCAGACAGCCACUGAUUGCAAGAUACAACGAGGAUACGUCCAUAUUCGUGUUUCUUCUGACCACUCGGGUGGGCGGCCUCGGAGUCAACCUGACGGGGGCAAACAGAGUCAUCAUUUAUGACCCCGACUGGAACCCAAGCACAGACACACAGGCCCGGGAACGCGCGUGGCGGAUAGGCCAGACGAAGCAGGUGACGGUGUACAGGCUGCUGACGGCGGGCACCAUCGAGGAGAAGAUCUACCACCGACAGAUCUUCAAGCAGUUUCUGACCAACAGAGUGCUGAAGGACCCGAAGCAGCGGCGCUUUUUCAAGUCCAAUGACCUGUACGAGCUGUUCACUCUGACCAGCCCCGACGUCUCCCAGGGCACCGAGACCAGCGCCAUCUUCGCAGGGACUGGCUCAGACGUUCAGACACCCAGACACCAUUUGAAAAGAAGACCGCAGUCGGCCUCAGUCGCAGACCUGAGCGUUGCCGCGGGCAGACCGGUCCCUGAUGCCAGUGCAGCUGCAGAUGCUGCCCCGGCCUGUGAGGCGCCGGCCGGUGCGGGAGCCGCCGCAGGUGCGGUGACUUCUGCUCAAGGAGAUGCCCCGCGAGCCGCCCCCCAGACACCCGGUCCCCCAGCUCGCAGUGGUCGGCUUGCAGAGGAGACGGGGGCAGUGUCCCGGCUGGAGGGCCCCUCCGUGUCGAGGGCGCCCGGGGAGUGUGCAGCCCCUCCGGGACCCAGCCCGACGCCCGGCGAGCAAAGCUUCGACGCGGAGCAAGGUCUUCCUGGGCGAAGAGAAAGCUGCCAGGUCCAGACAGAGCCUCUUGGGGAGAACGGACACAUGGGAAAUACUUUUUACAAGCACAAGUCAAAAACAAAACACAGUGAGGCGGAAGAAGGGGCCCAGGAGAAGCGUCCGAAGCAGAAGCCGAAGAGCCCCAAGCGUCACAGAGACGCCAAGUUCGAAGGAACGCGAAUUCCACACCUCGUGAAGAAAAGAAAGUACCAGAAGCAGGACAAUGAAAACGAGAGUGAGAACAAGCAGCAGAGCAAUGAUGAUUAUGUUUUAGAAAAGCUUUUCAGAAAAUCAGUUGGCGUGCACAGUGUCAUGAAACACGAUGCCAUCAUGGAUGGAGCCAGCCCAGACUAUGUGCUGGUGGAGACAGAGGCCAACCGAGUGGCCCAGGACGCCCUGAAGGCUCUGAGGCUGUCUCGGCAGCGCUGUCUGGGAGCAGGGUCUGGUGUUCCCACCUGGACUGGCCACAGGGGGACUUGUGGAGCACCCGCGGGAAUGAAGAGUAGAUUCGGUCAGAAGCGGAGCUCCAGCUUCUCUGUGCAGCCUCGUGCUCCAGCGUCUCCGAAGAAGAAGUGCCAGGACGGCCUCGUGAAAAGGGACGGACAAGAGAGCGUUUCUGAGCAUUUUAGUGGGAAGAUGGAAGAUGGAGAGUCCUCGUCGGGGGCCCUCACUUCGUCCUCGCUGUUGGCUAAAAUGAGAGCUAGGAACCACCUGAUCUUGCCCGAGCGGCUGGAAAGUGAGAACGUGCACCUUCCCCAGGGGCCUGCCCCGCCGCCCGCCACGGAGCACGACGACCUCCUGGUGGAAAUGAGGAACUUCAUCGCCUUUCAGGCCCGCGUGGACGGCCAGGCCAGCACUCAGGAGAUCCUGCAGGAGUUCGAGUCCAAGUUAUCAGUCUCCCAGUCUUGUGUCUUCCGAGAACUCCUGAGGAACCUCUGUACUUUCCAUAGAACUUCUGGUGGUGAAGGGAUUUGGAAACUCAAGCCAGAAUACUGCUGAUAAAUACUAACUUCU